This is a messenger RNA of Scutellospora calospora, 775 nucleotides long. Lineage: Eukaryota; Fungi; Glomeromycota; Glomeromycetes; Diversisporales; Gigasporaceae. The record is from the annotation of a GenBank genome assembly.
UAUUCAAAUACUUAAACGAACUGAUCCUUAUCCAUGUAUCAUAACUUUAUAUUUUCAUCAUAACCACUCGCUUAAAUCUAGUCAUGUCACAAGUUUCCAUCCAAUAUCGGAUGAAACAAAAAGUGAAUUCUUCAGGCUCUUUGAAAGUGGACAUAAUCCUGAUGCUCAAAAUGAAAUAGAUAUGUUCGAUCAGUUAGAAAAAGAGAUUACAGAAUUUAAUACUAAUAAUAAAGGAAAUGCAUGGAUACAAACAUAUAUUGCUCCAGAAAAAGAUAACCCUGGGCAGCCAUUUAUUCUUGUUAUUGUAACGAACCUUAUGCUAUGUUGUCAUACAUUACAAGAAGCAGGUGAGUUAGUCUAUAUAGAUACGACAGCAGGAUUAGAUGCUCUUAACACUCCUCUUACAAUUUUAUCAACAAGUACACCAGCUAGUGGUUUGCCUCUUGGCAUAGUUAUUGCUUCAGAUGAAUCAGCAGAGACCUUUACAAAAGCACUAGAUAUAUUAAAGCGUUUGAUUCCAUCAACAGGAUUUGGUAAACGUGGAACCAUUAUUAGGCCACAAGUGGUAAUGACGGAUGACUGUAAAGCAGAAAAAAUGGCAUUGUGUAAUACUUGGAAGGAUACAACCUUACUGCUAUGUGUAUUUCAUUUCUUGCAGGCGAUGUGGCAAUGGUUAUGGAAUAGCAAACAUGGUAUUCAUAACAAUGAUCGUAUAACUUUAAUUGAAUAUGUAAAAAAAAUAGUCUUUGCAAAAAUGGAAGCAACACUUAAUGUA